UUUGACAACACACUCUGGACACGGGAAGGACCGUCGUCCCGUCUCCCGUCAACACAUCGAGCGCUUGGCAGGUAGCGUGGCGUGAGACUAGAGAGCCAAGACGUAAAACAGCAGAUAACCUUGUUGAGGCACGGAAUUGCUCGAUUCAUACGACCUGGUAGAUCUACUUUGCGGGAGGUUCUUCCCGGCCCGGAGAAAGAUCAGGACGGUCUUUAUUUCCCGAAGACAUUGUCUAGCAGCCAGCGCAGCUACGGUAGGUCCUGAGCUUGUCAACUCACCUGUAGAUCUACUGUAUGCGUGUGGAUAUCAUUGAUCCACGAACACGAAUCUACUCAGCUUGAGUCUUCAAGCAGAGCUAAGCAAUCCGAUCGACAGAGUGGUAGUUUUUAGCUGGAAUUACUGGAGCUGCGCAUGCAAUCAGGGACAGCUCAGAACUUUCUUGUCUUCCUGCGAGUGCUGCAAAGAGCCUGAAGCUGUGGUCCCGUAUCAUCCGCUGGAUCUGGCCUCAAUCCUGCAGGGAAAAAACUGUGCGCUCUGUGAGAAUAGUGCGGACAUAGCCGUUCACUGUUUGAUAGCAUCACAUCGGGCGUUCUUCGGAAUCUUUAGCUCAACUGACUCGAAGUCGAAAUCGGCUGCCGGCAACUGGAACGGAAUACAGCAGUGGCGGUGGCCGCAAAGCGGCCGAAGAUGCUGGAGUGAUGCACAUCAUGUUACCGAACACAGCGUAGCAGUUGUGCUGAUAUUGAAUGAGCUAAACACAGAGUGGAGGAGUCUGAAAAGCUUGGAUGAUGCAGAUGUCAUGUUAGAGUGAGUGGGUCAAGGAGCCUACAACCUCUGCGGCUUGUUGUACGGCAUAACAGACAAUGCCAUUGCAAUAGUUACCUUCACGGAGAAGUCAGUCGAAACUCUACGUUAGUAGCAAGCAGACUUGAUCCUCACAGCCACGUGUGCAUGGAGUUGUCCUGGAAGACAACAUCCGCUAAAUCAGCAACAGCUUCACCGUGCGACUUGUGCAAGGCUCUAGGCUACUGACCUAAGAUACGGGGCAGCCUCACUGUGCGUGACGUGCUUGCUGGCGAGGAAGAGAACAGCAAGUCUGCAUGCAUGUGUUUGCACGUGUGUGUGCAUGUGUACGUGUGCAUGUAGGCGUUCAACAGGCCGUGUGCUGCAUUGCCAAACCCGGUGUCAAGCACAGCUGUUCAUCGCUCAGCAUCGCAUAGCACUGUGCAAUGGGGUGCUCGCCAUCAGCAAAUUCAGCGCGUCGCCAGGAGAGCCUGCUGGCUCUGGCAGUAGCACAAGAAGCUCUCCUGCUACAACAGCACCAGCAAGCACAGCUUAACGGCCAACACUACACAACAUCUAGUCGAAGUACGUCAUGCUGGCUGGGAGAAGGUACGUCACCAGACACAGUCAUGCCACCGGCAUACUCAGAAGACCCGCCCCCAGGACACACGUCAAUGGACACUAGGCUCACAUCAACGCAUACCGGUGAUGAGCAUGACCAGUCGACUGUGCAAAGUCAUGGAGGUCAGCAAACACCAGGAGCUUCCCCGGACAGACAUGACCUGGCGGCGUCCCCAACCAGGACGCGCCGCCGAAAGAGAUCCAGUCGGUCCUCGAGCUCACUACCACAUGAUGCCAUCCUGCCCAACUUGAAUGCAUCGCCGACCAAUGGCAGCGGCGGUGGCAGCAGCCGACGUCGAUCCAAUCCGCACUUGAGAGCCCGGAGACGCAUAAGCCCCAUGCCUGCCUCCAUGGCCAGCCCACCAGCUUCAUCUUCCUCCAUGCGUGCCAACGAGGAGAGCGAGGCGCAAGCAACACUAACAACCAUGAGAAGACCGGCUGCUACGACACCACCGCAACAAUCGUGGGCAAGAUCGACUGCACCAGGGCGAAACAGCAGGCAGGCCAGACAGCAAGAGAGCAGCAGCACACAAUCAGCACGUGAGCCAAUAGUGUCACCGAGCAGAGUGAACCAGGACACUGAAAGUACUGCUGAUGCUGCUGCUGAUGCGCACGGCAUGCAUGUAGUUGAAAUCGAGGAAGACAAUCCGUGCCAAGAUGAGCUAGACAAGAAUGGGCAAGAUACAACUGGCUUGGGUCAAGGCUUAACAAAAUUACAGUUGGAGCAGGGACAGCAGCAACAACCAAGAGAAGGAACACAGGCGGAAAGUGAAGGUAGGCAGCAGAUACAAGUCAACACAUCCAGCACCAACACAGAAAUACCCGAGAGAGAAGAUCCAGUUGGCGAAAGAUCCAGCCAGUCGCAGUCGUCAUCAACAUCUACGCACCCUGACACAUUACGACGCAACCUAUUUCCAAGUUUUCAAGCAAGAAGAAAUGGCACAAUGCUUCACAGAAACGGUCAAAAACAAGCACCAAGUGAAGCCAAGGAUGGUACGGUGGCUGAUAAAGACCACUUGGAAUACCCGAAUGCCAUGCCGCAACAACAGCAGAGGCCAGACAGUGCCACCACCCUGGCUGAGCAGCCCAUACGCGAAACGCAACGGCACUCCAGAUCAGUACAUCAGCGCAGUCAUACCACGGGCCACCAGCUAGCUCCUGCCACCACACGUAACAACUGGGUGGAGCGCCGCCAGUUUCCCAAGCUAGACAACAAAGUUGCGCCUGCACCGGGGCCAGGCGGAGCACGCAGCUCAGCACCUCCCGCACGGCUACUGAUGCCUGUCAGGACCAGGUCAUCACAACGAUUGCCGCCCCUAGAUACAGCAAACGCUGCAGCAGCUGUACUCUCUACUAAACUCAACCAGCAUCUCCAGGAGGCACCUGGUCGCAGUGUCAGCAGAUGAGAAUUCUCCGAAAAGCAUAGCCAUGGACAACAGAGCGACCAGGAGAUUGAGCAAUUGACACACAGAACAGAGUUCCAUUUGCGUUUCAAAGAACAAAGUAAAUGGAAAAACUGCCUACCUCUUCUUAUGCUCACGUAUUAAAGCAUAUGCCAUUGCCAGCCAAGCCUUGCAUGUUCUUCUUCAUGGUGAAAUUCCAGUCUGGCUUGUUUUACGGCAAACCAUUCUUCAGCUGCUGACAGUAACCAAAAACUUAGAGAGGCAAGUAACGUUACAUUCGAACAAUACUGGCCUUGAAAUUCUGUAGUUGAUCUAGCGUUAGGUAUACUAUUCAUGCUCUUAUAUACGAGUUCGUGUCAGAUAUUCUUCAGCUCCUGACAGUAGCCAAAAACUUAGAGAGGCAAGUAACGUUAGAUUCGAACAAUACCUUGAAAUUUUGUAGUUGAUCUAGCGUUAGGUAUUCAUCUAGCGUUAUUCAUGUUCUUAUAACUAUACGAGUUCGUGUCAGAUAUUUAGAGGAUUCCAUCAAUUCUUGUGAUAGCCAGGAGCUUUUAAACUGUUGAUUGUUGCACAUGUUGCCCCCUUGAUUUGUCCAUGGUGCCCUUUCUUUCCACUGUUGAGCUUUCAACCAAACUUGGCAACCUUUGUUAUACAUGUACUAGUAACAGUAUUGCCCUAGUGGUGUGCCAUGUCAGAAACUAAUAUUUGGCAAGACGUACUGAAGGAGAUUGCAGCGAAGAGA
Sycon ciliatum is the source of this 3549-nucleotide messenger RNA. RefSeq names its product zinc finger CCCH domain-containing protein 18-like. Lineage: Eukaryota; Metazoa; Porifera; Calcarea; Leucosolenida; Sycettidae. The record is from RefSeq and is a predicted model, not a curated record. The transcript has 2 exons. The coding region runs from base 1230 to 2810 and encodes 526 amino acids.